Messenger RNA from Peronospora farinosa, 624 nucleotides. The record is from the annotation of a GenBank genome assembly. NCBI's taxonomy places the organism in Eukaryota, Oomycota, Peronosporomycetes, Peronosporales, Peronosporaceae.
AUGGUGCGAUUGUUUUUCCAAGUCUUUGCAGCGCUAGCGCUAGUCUCUGGCAGCCCUCACGAUCCUGAAUGUGUAAGAAGAACCAACUUCUUUGGUGGUGACCAUGGUGACCUUUUUGAAGAUAAGGUGGAUCACACUACAAAUACCACUGGCAUCAUUGUUCGUGCAUCAAAACGACUUGAUGCUAUUGGUAUCAAGAUCGGCAACACUGAAAUGCCACUUCAUGGCGGUUCUGGUGGAGAACUGCAUUCACAUGACUUUGGUGGCCGGAAAAUCAUUGGGAUGACAGUCCACAGGGCUAAGCAUAACGAUCGCACAAGAGUCUUCUAUGUGGAGUUUACAUUCAAUGAGGGACCAUCAGUUACCGCCGGUAUAAAAGACGCUCACCGUAAAGACAAAGACACUAAUGAAGAAUUUCCUGGUGACGGGAUUUAUUUGAUUGGUUUCCAUGGAAGAGCAGGUGAUGAGAUUGAUGCUUUAGGUGGCCUGUGGGUUGAUACAAAGUGUGCGAAAAAACUAGAAAAAGGCUAUGGCGACGACCCGGACGACGACGACGACGACCCGGACGACGACGACGACGACCCGGACGACGACGACGACGAUGACGAUGACAAAAACAACUAG